Nymphalis io (European peacock) is the source of this 943-nucleotide messenger RNA. RefSeq names its product pre-mRNA-splicing factor ISY1 homolog. The transcript has 7 exons. Bases 108 to 908 code for a protein of 266 amino acids. NCBI's taxonomy places the organism in Eukaryota, Metazoa, Arthropoda, Insecta, Lepidoptera, Nymphalidae. The record is from RefSeq and is a predicted model, not a curated record. Gene Ontology annotation, biological process: generation of catalytic spliceosome for second transesterification step; mRNA 3'-splice site recognition. Gene Ontology annotation, cellular component: post-spliceosomal complex; post-mRNA release spliceosomal complex; catalytic step 2 spliceosome.
GUGUCAUAUUGUCAAUGUCAAAGCAAGCCUUAGGAGAGCAUUGUUUGGAAAAUAUAACUUUCUUGUAACUAUAAAUUGUAAUUAUUAGUUAAGAACAAUAAGUUAACAUGGCAAGGAAUGCAGAAAAAGCUAUGACGACAUUGGCGCGUUGGCGCGCUGCACAAGUACAAGAAGCAGGCGGGCAAAGAGAGCGUCGCCCUUACCUUGCAUCUGAGUGUAAUGAUCUACCACAAGCAGAGAAAUGGAGACUUCAAAUUGUCAGAGAAAUUGCAAAAAAAGUUGCACAAAUUCAAAAUGCUGGUCUUGGUGAGUUUCGUAUUCGAGACUUAAACGAUGAGAUCAAUAAACUGAUGCGGGAGAAACGUCACUGGGAAGUACAAAUAAAAUCGCUCGGCGGGCCCGAUCACGCUCGCGUCGGACCAAGGAUGUUGGAUCAAGACGGAAAAGAAGUGCCGGGAAACAGGGGAUAUAAAUAUUUCGGAGCCGCUAAAGACUUACCAGGUGUCCGUGAGCUGUUCGAGCAGGAGCCCCCCGCGGCGCCGCGACGGACUCGCGCCGACCUCAUGCGUGACGUCGACGCGGAUUACUACGGGUACAGAGACGACGACGACGGACUGCUGCUGCCGUUAGAACAGGAAGCAGAGAAAGAAGCAAUAGAGAAAGCGGUUGAUGAAUGGAAAAGAAACAAAGAAGAAAAUAGAGACCAGGAGACGACGGAAGAAGAAAAUAUUUACCCAGAAGACCCUGAUGACAAGAGGAUAGAAGACGAAGAAAAUGAAAAACCAAUGGAGACAUCGCAUGUGGCUGUCCCAUCUCAGAAAGAUGUAGAAGAAGCAUUAUUAAGAAGGAAAAAACAGGAACUUUUAGAAAAAUAUGGUUGUCUUGAUGUAAAAAUGGAAGAGAGCUAACGUAAGAAUAAAUUUAUUUAUAGGAUAUUUGUAAC